CUCAAGAAAGAUGUAGCUUUCAUCAAACAUCUAAAGCAAAUUACCGGCAUAACCUAAGGUAUUCAGUGCAAAGCACGUAUCAUUUACAAUAUACUUGAGAAUUCCUCGUCUAAUCACUAUCACCUGUCCUUCUACUUGCAAGAUGGCUCUCUGUGGUCUCUGCAGCAACAUAGCAUUCCACCUCAUCCCUCCAUACCCAGACGUGUUCAAGCAAAUCGGCUCAAUCUCUCUAGGCCCUGGACUAUACUUUUUCGAGCCUCAUAUCUGGGGCUAUGCACGCCCUGAUAUUUUCGGGCUACCCCACCACCACGAUCUUAAUUCCCUCGCCGGGUCGGCUCAGGCGUGUGCACUCUGUUCCCUAAUCUAUGAGCAGGUGCAAGAGCUCCUAGGGAGGAUCCGCCACGGGCAGCGUCGACCAGACAACGGACCGGCCUAUCCAGACGCUGAACCUAGACGCUAUUCUCUCCAGAUCACCCGGCGGGACGAUCAAGAGGGGUUCCAGAUAAGCACAUAUCUCCGACAUAUAUAUGCCAGGCUCAAUCUGUGGCGGAAAGGUACCGAUCCCUUGGCCGGGAUAUUCAAAGGGCGGCUUAUCGAAGAGGAUCCUUCGCUGCCCAAGAGUCAGGAUCUUGCGUUUGAAUGGGUGAACAAUUGCAACAACCAUCAUAAUUGCGCGCCACCUCCACCCGGCUCACCGUUUCCAACAAGACUCCUGGACGUCGGCGAAUCGUCAUCUAGUCCCAUUAAGCUGUGGGAGACGGGCGGCGCACGUGGCUACUACAUGACUCUCAGCUACGUCUGGGGGAAGACCAAGCAGUUAACCACGACGACCAAGAACUACGCUACUCACCAGCAGGGGAUACCACCAGACGUCUUCCCAAAAACCAUGCAAGACGCCUUUAUCGUGACCAGGAGAAUGGGAAUCCGGCACAUUUGGAUCGACGCCCUAUGCAUCGUCCAAAACGACGUCCAAGAUUGGGAGCGGGAAGCGGCGCAAAUGGAGUCGGUAUACGCGAACUCAUAUUUGACCAUAUCAGCCGCCGGCUCCACCGAUAACUCGGACGGAUGCUUUAUUCGCAGACCAGUCCCUAACCACGCCACAUUCGACUACGCGGCAGGGAUCCUCGCAAGAGGCAAACUCACAAUCUUCCCGCAGCCCUUGGACACUGGGAUUGAUUUUGAGGAGGUAGUCUCUAUGAGGGGAGAGCCCAUCAGCAACCGCGGGUGGUGUUUCCAGGAGCGGGUGGUGAGCCGGCGCACCCUGUUCUACGCGCGCCAUCAGAUGCAUUUCGAGUGCAAGACGGAGUUUCUGAGCGAGAGCGGGGCAGGCAUGCGGGGACGCUUCCUCGACAUAGACGACCCGACCAACGCAGUCUCACGGGUCAGGGCCGGCUCGAUGCGCGAGCUCUGGGACCUCCUCGUGCAGGACUACAGCCUCCGGGCGCUGACCAAGGGCACCGACAGGCUCCCGGCCAUGUCGGGCCUCGCAGCGAGAUUCGAGCGCGCCCUGGGCGACAGGUACCUCGCCGGGCUGUGGGAGAGCACGCUCUUCGGCGACCUUCUCUGGACGGGGACGAACGAUGCUCCCUGGCCGCCUGCCGAACACCGCGCCCCGUCCUGGUCUUGGGCCGCCGUCAACGGCAGCCAACGCGCGUUCGAGCGUUACCGCCACACCGACGGGGUCCAGUUCACGCGCAUCGCACGGAUCAUCUCGUGCAGCGUUCGCGUGUCCGGGUCGAACCCGUAUGGCGAGGUAGACGAGGGGAGGGUUGUGAUCCAGGCGCCGGUUCUGCGCAUACGUCCCGUGAGGGAUAUCGCAACGGAUCCUGACGGGCUGCGGGAGAGAGCCGGGCUUUUUGGGUUUGUCAUUGGCGCCGAUGAGCAUCUACAUUGGGGAAGUGUGCACUAUAUGAUUGGUCUCGAUACACUGCAGACCCUUGAGCUCCAUGUGGUGGUGAUGGGCAGGGAUAACUUUGUCUCACAGUAUCCGUGCCUCAUCGUCGUGCCACACCGUCGUCCCAGCGGACAGCCGACUGGCGAUUAUCGUCGUAUCGGGUUCUUACGUCUUUCCGACGCGGAAUUUGGUUCUAAUUAUUGGAGCGAGGGUAGAGAGCCGAAUACGAUUAUGUUGACGUAA
Molecule: messenger RNA, 2137 nt
Organism: Phialemonium atrogriseum
Lineage: Eukaryota; Fungi; Ascomycota; Sordariomycetes; Cephalothecales; Cephalothecaceae
Product: heterokaryon incompatibility protein-domain-containing protein
Exons: 2
Coding region: 143-2137 (664 amino acids)
Source: RefSeq, a predicted model, not a curated record